Cynoglossus semilaevis (tongue sole) is the source of this 1893-nucleotide messenger RNA. RefSeq names its product ubiquitin-conjugating enzyme E2, J1 (gene ube2j1). The transcript has 8 exons. Bases 291 to 1286 code for a protein of 331 amino acids. NCBI's taxonomy places the organism in Eukaryota, Metazoa, Chordata, Actinopteri, Pleuronectiformes, Cynoglossidae. The record is from RefSeq and is a predicted model, not a curated record.
UUCCUGUUUACGUAUCUACGAAUGACGUCACGUUGAUAAAAGCCCAAAUAGUUUCAGUCACCGAAAGAAGCGAUAACUUGAUAACUACAGUUUUUUUCUGUAAUUUAGUGAAGACUCACCGACUUACGUAAAGACACUGUGUUGCGGUAGGAGUGAACGGCCCUCGGCUCCGUUGUCUAGAGCUAAAAUAAAGCUUGUGCCGCUAACAUAAGCUAAUAGCUGCUAGGUAGCUUACAAUAGAGCGAAAAUAAAACCAAUGCACUUUUCCUUUCAACUCGACACUUGUCAGGAUGGAAAAUAAAUAUAACCUCAAAAGUCCAGCGGUAAAGAGGCUGAUGAAAGAGGCCGCAGAACUGAGGGAUCCGACGGAACACUACCACGCUCAACCACUGGAAGAUAACCUAUUUGAAUGGCACUUCUCCGUACGUGGGCCCCCGGACUCCGAUUUCGAUGGCGGCGUUUACCACGGUCGCAUUGUCCUUCCUCCGGAGUACCCCAUGAAGCCCCCCAGCAUCAUCCUCCUCACACCAAAUGGAAGAUUCGAAGUUGGGAAGAAGAUUUGUCUGAGCAUUUCUGGCCAUCAUCCAGAGACCUGGCAGCCAUCCUGGAGCAUACGAACAGCUCUAAUAGCUAUAAUCGGAUUUAUGCCGACGAAAGGAGAAGGGGCAAUUGGAUCACUCGAUUAUACCCCGGAGGAGAGGAGGACCCUUGCCAAAAAGUCCCAGGACUUCUGCUGCGAGACAUGCGGCUGCUCCAUGCGAUCUGCCCUGCAGGACCUGACUCCCAACAGCCAGCCCAGUGCUGAAGACCACAAGGCUAAAGAACUGGCUCAGCAAAUCAGCUUCAAGACAGAAACCUCUUCAUCCAGACAAGCGAGUGAGAGCGGCGGUGCGGAAUCCAGCCCUUCAUCAUUAGACCUGGAAGAACCCUCCACCUCUGCCAGCCGUGAAGCUGCUGCUGCUGCUGACACGUCGCCUGCCGAACAGUCAGAGGCUUCUCCGGCCGCAGAAACAGGAACAGAGUUGUCAGAGCCCCAGGUCGCACCUGAACCUGGACGCCCUCUCAGUCCCCGGCAGCGUCGCGCCCAGCAGCGUAGCUGUCAGGGUCAGAGAGAGGUCACAGACGCGGCCAGCAGGGCGACCUCCGCCGCUGCCCCUCGUCAGCCUCAGGAAGAAAGCCACACGGGCUCGGCCGUCCUCAUCGUGCUGCUCACCCUGGCCCUGGCCGCGCUCGUGUUCCGCAGGAUCUACCUGUCUCACGAGUACAAGUUUGACUAUGAGCUGUGACCCCACACACGCCGACCCACUGGACCAUGCCACCUCCUCUAUCUUGUUCUCUUCACUCCCCCUAACUCGCCCCCCCCCCCUCGGCCCCCCCGCCUGUUGCUGCCACCAUUCAAAGUCAUCUUUGACCAGCUCGGGCGGGACUGAGGCGGCGACCUUUGCUCUCUGCGACGUUCACUCUUGUCGGCAGAAGAGGGUUUUAAGCCAGAAUCGUUCAUUCCUGCAGGAGGGACUCCACUCACUUCAACGCCCACAUGUUGUAUUUUACUCAAUGUGAAUUUAAUUGUGCUAAUUUUUUUUUUUUUUUUUCAAGGAUUGAAGCUUUUGUUGUUCAAGGUUAGCCACCUGUGUUCAUCACAUGUUACUUUUCUGUAUAACUGUUUGUAUAGUAGCCCGAGGCUAACGCUUCUUCAGUUUGUUUUUAUCCGAAGUGUAGGAUGAUUUGUCAUGCGGUAGAUGGUGAGAUAGUUAAUCAUUCUUCUACGUGUGACGUUCUGGACGGUUGCAUCGUUUUACAUUUGAGGCUACGUCCCGGUGUUGUGAAUUUCAAUUUUUUUAUUUUUUUUUUCUCCUGCUGCCGAGGGACAUUAAAGAAGCUGUAACAGACGAA